This is a messenger RNA of Colius striatus (speckled mousebird), 2156 nucleotides long. It is a transcript of the gene UCKL1, whose product is annotated as uridine-cytidine kinase 1 like 1. Bases 161 to 1765 code for a protein of 534 amino acids. The record is from RefSeq and is a predicted model, not a curated record. NCBI's taxonomy places the organism in Eukaryota, Metazoa, Chordata, Aves, Coliiformes, Coliidae. Gene Ontology annotation, molecular function: ATP binding; kinase activity. Gene Ontology annotation, cellular component: cytoplasm. The transcript has 15 exons.
CCCGGGCACACGGUAGUGCCGGCAGGGCGGGCAGCGGAGCAGGGGCAGCUUUGGGGUGACCCCUGUGGCAGGAGGUCAGGCAGCAGAGCAGGGGCAGCUUUGGGGUGACCCCUGUGGCAGGAGGUCGGGCAGCAGGUUUGGGGUGACCCCUGGGCUGGAGAUGAGCAGCCCCCCGGCGUUCUCCAGCGUCCGCAUCUCGGGCUGCUGGGCACUGGGCCCGGAUGGCGGCAGCAGCAGUGCUGAGUCCUUGGACCGUCUGUACCCCUCGGUGGGCUCCAGCAAGCCGCCCCGCAAACGGACCACGAGCCAGUGCAAGUCUGAGCCCCCCCUGCUGAGGACCAGCAAGAGAACCAUCUACACAGCUGGGAGGCCCCCCUGGUACAAUGAGCACGGGACACAGUCCAAGGAGGCCUUUGUCAUAGGCCUGGGAGGAGGCAGCGCCUCUGGGAAGACCACAGUGGCCACCAUGAUCAUUGAGGCUCUGGAUGUCCCUUGGGUGGUUCUGCUGUCCAUGGACUCCUUCUACAAGGUGUUGACCAAGCAGCAGCAGGAGCAGGCAGCCAGCAAUGACUUCAACUUCGACCACCCCGAUGCCUUCGACUUCGACCUCAUCAUCGCCACCCUGAAGAAGCUGAAGCAAGGCAAGAGCGUGAAGAUCCCCAUCUACGACUUCACCACCCACAGCAGGAAGAAGGAAUGGAAAACCCUCUAUGGUGCCAACGUGAUCAUCUUUGAAGGCAUCAUGGCAUUUGCUGACAAGGAGCUCCUGAAGCUCCUUGACCUGAAGAUCUUUGUGGACACGGACUCGGACAUCCGCUUGGUGCGGCGCCUGCGCCGGGACAUCAGCGAGCGCGGCCGGGACAUCGAGGGGGUCAUCAAGCAGUACAACAAGUUUGUCAAACCUGCCUUUGACCAGUACAUCCAGCCCACCAUGAGGCUGGCCGACAUCGUCGUCCCCAGAGGGAGUGGAAACACAGUGGCCAUCGACCUGAUCGUUCAGCACGUGCACAGCCAGCUGGAAGAGAGGAAGCUGCGCUGGGAUAUGGCCGCCCUGGCCUCUGCCCACCAGUGCCACCCUCUUCCUCAGACCCUCAGUGUGCUGAAGAACACCCCUCAAGUGAGGGGCAUGCACACCAUCAUCAGAAACAAGGAGACCAGCAGGGAUGAGUUCAUUUUCUACUCCAAGAGGCUGAUGCGGCUGCUGAUCGAGCACGCGCUGUCCCUGCUGCCCUUCCAGAGUUGCACAGUCCAGACCCCUCAGGGACAGGACUAUGAAGGGAGGACGUACAGCGGGAAGCAAAUCACCGGCGUGUCCAUCCUGCGCGCGGGGGAGACCAUGGAGCCGGCGCUGCGCGCAGUCUGCAAGGACGUCCGCAUCGGCACCAUCCUCAUCCAGACCAACUGCCACACGGGCGAGCCCGAGCUCCACUACCUGCGGCUGCCGAAGGACAUCAGCGAGGACCACGUCAUCCUGAUGGACUGCACCGUGUCCACGGGCGCCGCUGCCAUGAUGGCCGUGCGGGUGCUGCUGGAUCAUGAUGUCCCGGAAGACAAGAUCUUCCUCCUGUCCCUGCUCAUGGCAGAGAUGGGUGUCCACUCGGUCGCCUAUGCCUUCCCCCGCGUGAAGAUCAUCACCACGGCCGUGGACAAGAAGGUGAACGACCUUUUCCGGAUAAUCCCCGGCAUUGGGAACUUCGGCGAUCGGUACUUCGGGACGGACGCUCCUCCCGACUGGAGCGACGAUGAGGAUGCUCUGAGCACUUAGCUGGAUGUGGAGGUGGCCCUGGGAUGAGGAUGCUCUGAGCACUUAGCUGGAUGUGGAGGUGGCCCUGGGAUGAGGAUGCUCUGAGCACUUGGCUGGAUGUGGAGGUGGCCCUGGGAUGAGGAUGCUCUGAGCACAGGCAGCUUCAGCCCCGCACCUUAACCCCCUCUCUCCAUGGCAGAUUUCUCCUCCCUCCUCACCCCAAGCAUAGAUAUUUUUUUUGAACCUUACUUUGGAAAUCUAGGGCAUAUUUUUUCACAGAAACACAAAUCCCAGGUUGACUUUUGUGUCCCACCGUAGAGCAGAGUUAAUUUAUUUUAAUUUAAAGAUUUGCCUAUAUAUAACUUAUUGCAGAUAUUUUAUAAAGAAAAAAAGAAUAAAUUUUUUCUGUGGU